AUGGAAGAAUCGUAUUGUAAAAACGUCUAUAGUCAAGAAAAAUGUGAGAUAUCAAAUAUCACAGAAGGUUACAUGGAUUAUGUGUGCGAAAAUGCCGUGACAAUGGCUAUGACCCUGGAUCAAAUUGAUAAAGAGUCACCUCAGGACAAAUUCAUUCAAGAACUAAUCAAGUGCAUUCAGCAUGAUGAAUGGCCGAAACAUCAGAAUUCCAAGAUGUUCUACAAGUUACGCAAUGAAGUGUAUGUUCAUAAUAACAUUGUGUUACGGGGCAACAUAAUUGUAAUUACACAGGGACAUAGGCCAAAAGUAUUACAAAUAGCACAUGAAACACACCAAGGCAUAGUGAAAACAAAGCAAAUACUAAGAGAAAUAGUUUGUUGGCCUGGCAUUGACAACGAAAUUGAAAUGCUGAUUAAAACGUGUUUCCAGUGCCAGCUUGUUUCAAACCCGUCACAACAACUUCCUAUCACACCAACAGAAUUACCAGAAACACCCUGGCAAAUUGCUGGGAUGGAUUUAACAGGACCGUUCCCAGGGGGAGAAUAUAUUCUUGUAGUAAUAGAUUACUACUCUCGUUAUCCAGAAGUUGAAAUCAUGAAAUCAAUCACUUCAAGAUGUAUCAUUCAAAGACUUAUGCAAAUAUUUGCCACACAUGGACUUCCCUCAGUGAUCAAAACGGACAAUGCACCAAACAUGGUAUCUCAAGAAACCACAAACUUCUUUACUGCAAACGGAAUUAAACAUCAGCGUGUUACGCCUUAUUAUCCACAAGCAGCAGGAUUGGUAGAAAAUUUCAAUAAAACAAUAGCAAAAUGCGUUAAGACUGCUAACAAUAGAAAGAAAAAAUGGUGA
This is a messenger RNA of Ruditapes philippinarum (Manila clam), 852 nucleotides long. RefSeq lists its product as uncharacterized. The coding region runs from base 1 to 852 and encodes 283 amino acids. Lineage: Eukaryota; Metazoa; Mollusca; Bivalvia; Venerida; Veneridae. The record is from RefSeq and is a predicted model, not a curated record. Gene Ontology annotation, molecular function: nucleic acid binding. The transcript has a single exon. Gene Ontology annotation, biological process: DNA integration.